Messenger RNA from Asparagus officinalis (garden asparagus), 4438 nucleotides. RefSeq names its product phosphatidate phosphatase PAH2-like. The transcript is spliced from 11 exons. Bases 623 to 3928 code for a protein of 1101 amino acids. Gene Ontology annotation, molecular function: phosphatidate phosphatase activity. The record is from RefSeq and is a predicted model, not a curated record. Lineage: Eukaryota; Viridiplantae; Streptophyta; Magnoliopsida; Asparagales; Asparagaceae.
UCCGUUUGGCGCACUCCAGCCGCCUUCCUUUUUGAUGAGGAAAUAAAAGAGGAAAAAGUCAAAAUUAUUUUUCCUCAAUUUGUCGAUGCCUUUUCGCCGCAAUUAUUAGAUUAGAUCAGAUAUUCUCAACAUUCUCCGAAAUUUUAUUCGAAUAUUCUUCGAUUCCGCAGCUCUCCUUCUCAUCUCUAGUCCAUUGUCAUCUCUCUCGCAUCUUCGCUUCGCGCUUCGGGCUUCUCAUCUCAACCUCAUAAAGCACGAGGCUUUCAAUCGGUAAUCCUGAAGAUUUAUCUCUACGUGAAUUUUUCUUCCGAACUUAGGAACUUAGGAUUGUUUUCUGACUGGGUGGUUCCCGAAUUUUUUUUGGGGGGUGGGGGUGGGGGUGAGGUUUUGAUGAAUUGCAGUCUUGGCUCAUUUCGAUCCUAGAAUUUUCUUGAAUUUGAGAUUAGAUUUGGGAGUUUGGACUCUUUUUCUGAUCUGGGUAGUGGCCAAAAUCUAAUCUUUAGUUAGAACUUGGUUUGCUUCUGAUCUGGGCUUUUGGGGACAGUUGAUGUAUUUGAGAGUAUUUCUUUUUAUACCCGAAGUUUUAUGAUCCGGGUUGCCGUAAAAACUGCAACUUGGGGAGAUGUAUGCAGUAGAGAAACUCAGCAGCUACAUCACCAGAGGGGUUUACACUGUUUCCGGCCCUUUCCACCCUUUUGGAGGAGCUGUAGAUAUUAUCGUAGUCCAGCAGCAAGAUGGGAGCUUCAAAUCAUCGCCAUGGUAUGUUCGGUUCGGUAAAUUUCAAGGAGUCUUAAGGACAACAGAGAAGGUUGUCACCAUUUGUGUCAAUGGAGUUGAGGCUGGGUUUCAUAUGUACUUAGAUCCCAGAGGAGAGGCUUACUUUCUUAAGGAUUCUGAUUCUACGGAAGAAGGGGAGGAUUUUGAAAUAUCUCCAUCUACGUCGGGAGAUGAAGUUGAUGAAAAGGUGAGAAGUGUGAGGGAAAAAACUGUGACUCUGGAGAAUGGGAAUGGGAAGGUCGUGUCGAGGACGAACUCACGGAGGGCUCGGAUAUUUGGGCUUAUGUUUGGGAAUAAGUCAAUGAAGGGAAAUGAUUCGGGAGCAAAUGUUGAUAGAGUUAGUUCACUGGAGAGCGCAGAAAUAGCAGCUAAUCUAUUAGAUACUAAGUGGUCGACUAAUCUUCAAUCAAAUGACUUUAGAACCGAUGAUAGAAGGGAUUUUGAUGCGUGCAUUGUCGAAAAUGAAAUGGCUAGUUCUCAUAACGGGCACACGGAUGAUAGUUCGCCUACAACUACUCUAAGCAGAGAGCAUUUUGAAGAAGUAGUAAUUUCUAACUCCCCAGUGGUAGCUUCUAACAACCUUGUUGAUGAUCCAAAUCCUCCCUCAACUAUUGAGGAUUCUGCUAAAGGAUCAGUUGGUUCCAUUAAUGAAAACUUGAGCGAUAAUCAUCGGCCUAAGAUGGUAAGAGAAGUGCAUUUUGUGACCCAAACUUCAACUUCGAGAACCCAUGAGGAAGUCGUAGAGAUUUACACCAUGGAACCUGGUGAUUUGGGUGAUAGCAGUAAAUUGGUUUCUGAAUUGGUAAUGGUGGAAUCUGAUGAAUACAAUAUAUCAUCAAACAGAUCUGUUCAUGACAACUUCACCAAUGAGGCACAAAUUCCUCAUUCAAGAGCAGAUGAUCAGACAGUGUCUGCACCAGAAGAAAUAUGUAGGGAACAAAAUGAAGUUAGAUCGUUUAGUUAUAUGGAGGCAUUAGAAAGCUCGACUGCUAUCUUUGAUUUUUCCACGCAAACUAACAAUACUUUGGAUCUUUCCUCUGGAGGGGGUGGACCAGUGCAAAAAUAUCCCGAAAUUACCUCUAAUACAAGUGAGCAUAUAUGUGAAGAACCUUCAAAGCCAAAAUCAGAUAAAGCCACAGACAGAGAAAGUAAUGGUGGAAGCCCUAGUCAAGACUUGGAGUUAUCUAACGUGGAGGUUUCAUCUGUCUGUCAGGACUCUCAGGAUACAGAAAGAAAUGGUUCUAAUGUUGAGUUUCCCCAAAAGUCUUGUUCUUCUGAGACCGUCAUCAACUAUGAAGAGAGAGAAGCUAUCAAACUUCCCUUUAGCUCAGAUGAACAUGAAGAAUCAUGCUAUCAGAACAGGCUCAAUAUUUCCCAAGAAGAAUCCAGAUUCUCACUAUCACAGAGUUUGAAUAACGAGCAAUUCCAGUUCAGUGAUAUUGACAGUUUUGCUAUUCAACAGGUCAAUCCUGAGGUACAAGUCAGCAAUUCAUCAUCAGAAACAGAUGAAAGUGCAUUGCUGAAGUCUCAAGGUGACAGAGAUGAACAUGAGCUGAACGAUGCAAAUCUAAAAGAUUGCUUUGAAAGCGUGUCAGGAAGUCAGAGUAGUCCAGUGGCUAUUCCCAGAAGCACACUGCAGUCCGGAGAAACUGAACUGUCAACAAAUUCUUUACCUAUCAUCCGCUCUAAAAUCCAUGAUCUUGAAACUUCCAAUGUUCUUCGUACACUAAGCUGUUCAUUAGAUUCUAGUCCGCGAAGUUAUGAGCAAGAUUUGCUGAAGAAUGAAAUGUCUAGCUUUGCGAAGUUGUCAGAUUCUGGGAGGGACGUAAAACAAGACAUCCAUGAAUUUCAAGCUGCUGUUGCAGAUGUUGAUUCUGAGAACAAGCAAGACCGAAACGCCAGUCCAAUCAAUCCUACUGUUGAGCUUUCCCUCUGCAAAGACUUGUUAUUUUAUGGUAUGGGAGCUGAUGCUGCUUCGAGAGUAUUUGACGCUAAUAAGGUGAACCUUGAAAAGUUUUCUACUUUGGGCCCGUCCCUUGUGAAGAAUGAUAAGCUAAUUGUCAGAAUUGGAGGUCGUUAUUUUCCAUGGGAUGCAGCUGCACCUAUUAUUUUGGGAACAAUUUGUUUUGGUCAGGAACAGAUAUUUGAACCUCAAGGUAUGAUAGCUGUGGACAAAGAUGAGAGGAAGAGCAGUCAUGAUUCGUCAGGAGCUAUAGUUCCAUCUGGAGGAAGCUGGAGACUAUGGCCAUUCAGUUUAAAGAAGUCGAAAACCAUAAGUACUGUGCGGUCUAUUCCAGAAAGUAAAAUCCAGGAAAAUGUGAAUGUUACUCCUUUGAGAAGUCGAAGCUCAAUUGGCCAUGACGAUACAGAAAGAGACAAACGUACAAAGAAGAAGGUGCGGUCACUUACUCCAAGUUCUGAGGACCUUGCUUCAUUGAAUCUUAGAGAAGGUCGGAACGUGAUAACCUUCAGCUUUUCAACUGCAAUGCUUGGGCAGCAACAGGUGGAUGCUAGGAUAUAUUUAUGGAAAUGGAAUACACGAAUAGUUAUCUCAGAUGUUGAUGGAACAAUUACAAAAUCAGAUGUUCUUGGUCAGUUUAUGCCUCUGGUUGGUAAAGAUUGGUCCCAGACUGGUGUUGCACAUUUGUUCUCAGCAAUUAAGGAAAAUGGAUAUCAAUUGCUUUUCCUGAGUGCACGUGCAAUUUCUCAGGCUUAUAUAACAAGGCAGUUUCUUUUCAACCUUAAACAGGACGGAAAAGCACUCCCUGAUGGUCCAGUUGUCAUAUCUCCUGAUGGACUCUUUCCAUCACUUUAUAGAGAAGUUAUCAGAAGAGCUCCUCAUGAAUUCAAGAUCUCAUGUUUGGAGGACAUAAAAGCAUUAUUUCCUCCAGAAUGCAAUCCGUUUUAUGCUGGUUUUGGCAAUAGAGAUACUGAUGAGAUUAGCUACCUUAAGGUUGGCGUUCCUAAAGGAAAGAUUUUCAUUGUUAAUCCAAAGGGAGAAGUUGCCGUACAUCACCGAGUUGAUACAAAAUCGUAUACCUCACUUCAUGCAUUAGUGAAUGGAAUGUUUCCGCCCAUGUCUACAGCUGAACAGGAGGACUUCAAUUCAUGGAAUUACUGGAGAUUACCUCUUCCUGAUAUCAAUAUUUAAGCCUGAGCACAUUACAGUCUCACUCGUGAGUUGUCAGUACUGACAUAGGAAGCGGGGAAGGAGCUUAUUGACAUCCAUCACUUGUAUUCUUUCAAUGUGGGCUAAUUGCUAGGUUUGGUUAACCGAGCAGCAUUCCAAGCAAAAUUUUUGGGCGGAGUGUGUAUGUAAAUAUACUCAUGAGUUAUAUUUCGAGAUCCAUAGUGCGCAUGCCGGUGAAUUUUUGUAUAGUUUUGUCGCACGGAAAAUCUCCAAGCAUUGUAACUUUUCUGCACCAAGAACUCAGUGUUACAUCCAAUGAAAUGGGAUUGGUCGCAAUUAGUAAUCUAUGUAUGACGUUGUUCAUGAACCGAAACUCCUUUUAAAAGUUUUUGCGUGCCCGUUGAGACAAUAAUUCAUUUUGAAGUUACCACUAGGAAUUAAAUGGUGGUCUUCACCUGAUGUCUACUGCAGUAGUCGUGAUCCUGUAAUCAGGAUGCCCAACUGUAGUUAUACUGCAUUUUCUUAAAGUUU